Messenger RNA from Phytophthora nicotianae INRA-310, 2253 nucleotides. RefSeq lists its product as hypothetical. The coding region runs from base 41 to 2134 and encodes 697 amino acids. NCBI's taxonomy places the organism in Eukaryota, Oomycota, Peronosporomycetes, Peronosporales, Peronosporaceae. Gene Ontology annotation, biological process: mRNA splicing, via spliceosome. The transcript has a single exon. Gene Ontology annotation, cellular component: spliceosomal complex. The record is from RefSeq and is a predicted model, not a curated record.
CUGGGAUUCUAACUGCCAGUCCCUAUCGCCAUCAGCCGCUAUGAGCGCUCUGUUCCCGGCGCCCGUGCGCUCGUACACGACCUUCUCGGACACCGCGCCUUCGUCCACAGCUGCCCCUACGACUUCCCAACGUGCACCCACCGCCCAAAUCCCGCGUUACCCUCUUCGCGUAAAGCAGCAGUUCGUCCCGCGCCGCAAUGAAGACUUCGGCGACGGCGGCGCCUACCCGGAGCUCCACAUUGCCCAAUUUCCGCUCGGAAUGGGUAAAAAGGGUGGAAAUGGGUCUAAAAAUAACACUCUCGCUCUCCAAGUACGUGGCGAAGACGGCAAAGUGAGCUACGACGCCAUCGUGACCCAGCAGCACCGCGACAAGACCAAAGUGUACACUAAAUUCAGUGACAUCGUCGAGAAAGAUGGCGAUGCAGCGGCCUUGGCAUUACCCGAUAGAGAUGAAGAAGUGGAGACCGCCAAUCGCACCAGAGACGCACUACAAGCGCUAGUACAGGGAAAAGUGGCCAGCUCCUUACCGACCAAUGUAGGGCGCCAGAAGAGCGCUAAAGAGACAGCCAAGUACAUCCGCUAUACGCCCAAUGACCAGGGCGCUUCAGGAGCUUCAAAGCAGCGGAUUAUCCGCAUGGUGGAGGUGGCUAAAGACCCCAUGGAACCCCCUAAGUUCCAGCAUACUAAAGCUGUGCGUGGACCGCCGUCUCCACCUGUUCCGGUCCUGCAUUCUCCUCCUAGGAAACUCACAGUAGCAGAUCAGCAGUCGUGGAAGAUCCCACCGUGUAUCUCGAACUGGAAGAACUCGAAAGGGUUCACUAUUGCACUGGACAAGCGUCUCGCAGCGGAUGGACGGGGACUGCAACAGGUUACAGUGAACGACAACUUUGCCAGCUUGUCGGAAGCUCUGGCCAUUGCGGAACGUAAAGCCCGAGAGGAGGUGAAUAUGCGCGCACAGGUGCAGAAAAAGCUGGCGAUGAAGCAGAAGGAACAGAAGGAGAACGAACUGCGCGAGUUGGCGUCCAAAGCUCGGAUGGAACGUGCUGGCAUCCGAGCGGACAGUGACGAAGAAGACGAGCGCAGCCGUAGACGUUCGUCCAGUGCAGGUUGCUACAGUGACGACGAUAGUGACGCUGAAGGACGACGCGAACGGGACCAGAUCCGUCGUGAGCGCAAAAAAGAGCGCGAACGCGAAAUGCGCAUGGAAAAAUUGGGUAAAAAAGGCAAAUUGGCGCGUGAUGAAGACCGCGAUAUCUCUGAAAAGAUCGCACUUGGUCAGCUGCAAGGAGGCGGCAAAGCUGGAGGUAGUGACGGCAUGUUCGACUCCCGGUUGUUCAACCAGUCGCAGGGUAUGAGUUCGGGUUUUGGACAGGAAGAUGAGUAUAACGUUUACUCGAAACCUAUGGUGGACCGUGGCAAAGCGAGCGUGUACCGUCCUAAGGGCGACGACGGCGCGUUUGAUGCAGAUAAGGAAUACGAGGAACUGAAGGGAGGACACCAGAAACGCUUCAAGGCAGACAAACAGUUCCGUGGAACGGAAGCAGCGCGAGGUCGUGACGGACCGGUGCAGUUCUCGUACGACAACGUCAAAGAUGAGGACGAAGACGCGAACAAGACGCGAGCUCCUGAUGUGCGUCGGUCGCCGUCUGUUUCUCCGCGGAAGACGCGAUCGCCGUCGCGUUCGCCCAUACGGGGCCGCGGCCGUUCCCCGUCCGGAUCACCCCCUCGUUCGCGAGGACGUGACCGGUCCGCGUCCCGUUCAAGACGUGUUCGGUCUCCAUCUGGAUCUCCGGUGCGCGCACGUGGACGCGGUCGUUCGGCUCCGCGUGGACGCAAGCGGUCGCCGUCGCGUUCGCCUUCGUACGCACGGGAGCGUGGUCGUCCACGUGCGCGUUCGCGUUCUCCGUCGCACUCGCGUGGGCGUAGCCGUCGCCGCUCGCCGUCUUACUCCCGAUCGCGGCGAUCUCCAUCGCGCUCUCGCUCGCGCAGCAAAGACGGCAACCGCAAGCGCCGCCGUUCGCCCAGUGAAGACAGCGACGACGACCCGUUCGGAUUGGACCAGUUCCUCACGGAUGCUCGGAAGGGAGCCGACGACAGACGCCGCUCGCCUGGACGCGACCGUCGCCGUCGCUAAAGUGACCGACUGGCAGUAGCAACAGCAUUGGAAACGAUAAUCCGGUAACGUGAUAGCGUGAUGGGCACGUGUGAUGCAUUCACUUAAACUGAAUUGACCAGAUAUUUGAUGGAACGGAA